AUGCUCCUAUGUUUACGCACCUCGGCUGUUUUGAGGGCAGCUACCCUGGUGUACAGUUCACUUCGUUUCUUGGAAACUCUGCGGUGUAAUAAGCUGAGGCCCGACAUUUGUUCCAUCGACUCGAUGUUUGUCGACUCUCUCAAUUUCAAGCGUCUUGUUAGUAUUCUACCAUCUUUCAUAGCUACCUACGGAGUCCGCAUGCUUAAGGUUUUUCCUCUGGAUAUGAGUCACUACGGUCAUAUGUUCCGUUCGUCCCGAAUUCCGGAUAUGGGCAUCGACAGGCUGGAAACAUAUCCCGAAGCUCGUCACAUUGUUGUCCUUAGUCAAGGCGAGUUCUACAUCUUCGAUGCAUUUGAUGAUCAGAACGAAAUGUUGUCGGCGGAGCAGCUGGUUUCCAAUUUGGCGUUUAUACGGAAUAGGCCGCGAGGCGGCACGGAGAAACUCAGCGUGGGUCUCCUCACGGCUACGAAUAGAGACGAUGCGACAUUAGCUCGACAGCGCCUUAGACAGGUUGAUGGCGACACAGAUGGUCUCAACGCGCGAAAUCUUGCACUGAUCGACGCAGCAAUUAUGGUGCUUGUUUUAUGUGAUGACUUCUCAGAGUACCUCCCGCAAGUGAUAUCUACAGCGUUGGCAGGUCCGGGUGGUUCGCGAUGGUUCGACAAGCCCUUCAGCCUUUUGGUGGAUCGCAGUGGUGCUGCAGCGCUCAGCUUUGAUUACGGCUGGACUGACGCCUCCACUGCUCUUCGCUUCGCUGAGAGCAUUUUCAGGGACUCUGAAAUCUGUCCCUCCGUCGACCCUUGGCUCCUCGAGUCUUCCCACCGACUGCCCAGAGCGAUGGUACGUCGCUUGGAAUGGAAUUUGGACAAAGCCUUCUGUGACGAAGUGUUGCUACCGCAACGCGAUGCCUACGACGCUCUCCGCGACUCGCUGCAAGUGGACUGCUUGGCUGAGGUGGGACAUCGAACGCUGAAUCGACAUCUCUGCUCCCGUGCUGGCGUCUGUGCAGACGCUAUGGUGCAACUCGCCUUUUUGAUGGCUCAUGAGAAAGUUCAUGGGGAGAGAGGGCUGAAUGGUGGCAGCACUGAAUCCUGCAGUACACGAACUUUCCGUGGUGGUUACACGGCAUUGCUUCGUCCGUUCACUACUGAAAUGUGCAAUUCUCUCCGUCUCAUGCGUUUUGGCGACACUCUUAGCUACAUCGACGAAGAUGAUCUUCUCGAUGCCUUUCAUCGCUGCUCCCGCGCCCAUCGGAAGCUCCUUCAAGAGGCCAGUGCAGCUCAAGAUUGGGAUAGUCACCUCUUCGUCCUGAAACAGUUGGCCGAGGCCGAAGACAAAGGGCUGCCAGAUUUCUUCGUGAACGAAGCUUACGUGCGCAUUAGCACAGUAGAUCUUCAUACUGCUCCAUUCACUUCAGACAUCGUCAACAACGCAAAGACUGGCUUGUGCAGUGGGGCCAUUGCCCCCACUUCGCCUCAUGGCUAUGGCAUCUCUUAUGGCAUCACAGAUGAGGGCUGCAGUGCUUGCUUCACCACGUGGAGAGAUUCGAACUUCUCCAAGGGAUCACAAUUUGCGGAGGCUUUUCGGCAAAGUCUUCACCAAAUCGCCGCUAUCCUUCAGCCUUGA
Molecule: messenger RNA, 1626 nt
Organism: Hydatigera taeniaeformis
Lineage: Eukaryota; Metazoa; Platyhelminthes; Cestoda; Cyclophyllidea; Taeniidae
Source: the annotation of a GenBank genome assembly